GGGUGAUAUCUCUUUCCCUUCGCCUUGUCGUAGGGCUAUGGUGUGCUUCCAUAGCCACGGUAUCAGCAGACAGAUACGUCUUCGGCGAACCUCCUCAAGGCCCCGAGCUAAGUUUAACAGUGUUGUGUAACUCGUGUGUAGAGUAUCUCUAAGUUCGUAGCGACAACAUGGAGCUGGAAGAGUCUGUUCAGCAGGCGCAGGAUGCAAGAGCUCAAGUUCCUGGUAAUUACCAGCUGGAGGAGGACAGAGUGAAGAAGAUGAUUCGGGCGUGCURUGAGGAAGGGAUUCUACCSACUAACAUSGAUUCAGGCAAAAUGUCGGUGGAAGGAAGAGAGGCGAAGUUCGUUCUAAACUCUGCGGUAGACGAGAUUAAGGUGAAAUGGUUGAAAGCAAGAACGGUGACUGUCAUAUUUCGAGAUGGCGCUCGGUUCCUUCCAAAGAAAGUGAAGGAGGAUUUGAUUAGAGCAUAUGAAGACGUUUGGAUCCGCGAUGAGACUUUUGGCCAGGGCUUCAAGAGAGGAAGAAUUAAGGUCGAGAGUCCUAAUGUCGUCUCAUACAUUCCAAGAUCUCAAGCUAUUACAGAUUGGAUGUUGGCCAAGCGCUCCGACGUCAUCGACUUAUCUAAUACGACCUACCGAACGGAGUUCAAGCCGUGGAUGACGCGAGUGGAGGUUCGGGACUGGAGAAGAACUGUUGACGAAAACAUCUUUUGGGUGGUGGCCGUUGGCAUACCGCUCGAUGAGAUGGCGUUUAUUUAUAUGCACAUCGAAAGAGCAAUCGGCAAAAUUAUUAAGCAUCAUCAACCAGAGGCGGAAUAGUCUGACCUAAAACUGGUCAACCUGAGGUUUGACCUAGAUCUGCGGCCAAAUCUAAUAUGAAGGAUAAAAUAUGGGUUCAAAC
Chara braunii is the source of this 900-nucleotide messenger RNA. The record is from the annotation of a GenBank genome assembly. NCBI's taxonomy places the organism in Eukaryota, Viridiplantae, Streptophyta, Charophyceae, Charales, Characeae.